AUGUCCUUUUUAGAAAGUAUUCGCCAGAAGGCUCCAUUUUUGGAUAAGUUGGCAGAGAGCUUUACCCCUUCGAUGACAAGAGAUGAGCAAUUCAGAGCCGAGUAUAAGCUUCCGGCUGAAGAGCAUAUUAUUGACGAUACAAGUGCCGAUGUAUCAUUUAUCAGUGCAUUUGGACAUGCCAAAACUCUCAGGGAUAAGGGCAGAAAAGGUGAACAGGCAAUGGCCUACGUAUUCUCCGGAAAGUUCUUCUUGACACCCCACUAUCUGGUGUUUAGAGAUGCGUUUGAUCACGCUUCAUGUGUGAUGAUAGUCAAUCUAUCGACUGUUAAACGUGUUGAAAGAGCUCCUUCUACUGCUUAUGCCUUUUCUCUGAUCGUUACAUUGUACUCAGGCACACAAAUACUCAUCCAGUUCAUAGGGCUAAGAUACAGGUCUGAGCAGUUCUGUGACCACUUGAAGAAGAAAUUGAAAGAAAAUAUUCCUAAUGCUAAGCAGUUGCCAGAUUUCCUAUCCAGUUGCUAUUCCGAGUUUCUGCUGAGAAAAAAUCUUCUCAAUGCCAAAGAUAUCGCAGCACCUAGUGCUGGACUGGGGCAACAAUUUAAAUUCCCAGGAAACCCUACUGUUGCAAAGGAGAAAGCAAGAUUGAUGUUAUGGUUUAAUUACUUCAAGGAAAAUGGAGAAAACUUAGCUAUAGUCAAGAACCAUGAAUUUCAGAAAUUGAUCAGGAUAGGAGUCCCUAAUAGGAUGAGAGGUGAGAUAUGGGAGCUCUGCUCUGGUUCAAUGUAUUUAAGGCAAGCAAACCCAGGUGUUUACCAAAAGAUUUUGAAGGAUAACGCAAGUAAAGUCUCACAGGCUGUAGAAGAGAUAGAAAAGGAUUUGAAAAGAUCUUUGCCUGAAUAUUCUGCAUAUCAAACAGAGGAAGGUAUCCAACGAUUGAGAAAUGUCCUCACUGCAUACUCAUGGAAAAAUCCAGAUGUGGGUUAUUGUCAAGCUAUGAACAUCGUUGUAGCGGGCCUACUGAUAUUUAUGACGGAAGAGCAGGCAUUUUGGUGUCUUUCGAGCCUAUGUGAUACGUAUGUACCCGGUUAUUACUCCAAGACAAUGUAUGGAACGUUACUCGAUCAGAAGGUGUUUGAGGCAUUCGUCGAAGAAAAAAUGCCCCUGCUGUGGAAUCAUAUUGUUGAGAAUGAUAUACAGCUGUCCGUUGUAUCGCUUCCAUGGUUUUUAUCUCUAUUUUUCACUUCAAUGCCACUAGAGUAUGCCUUUAGGAUAAUGGAUAUCUUUUUCAUGAAUGGUUCACAGACAUUAUUUCAGGUAGCUUUGGCUAUUCUUAAACUGAACGGCGACGAUUUACUUCAAUCUGAGGAUGAUGGAAUGUUUAUUGCCAUAUUGAAGAACUAUUUUCAAACAUUGAGUCAAAGUGCGCAUCCCGAUUCCUCUGACGUCAAAUAUCGACAAAUUACCAAAUUCCAAGAGCUACUAGUAACCGCUUUCAAGGAAUUUAGUGUUAUAGAAAAUUCAAUGGUUGCCCAGGAGCGAGCUAGACAUCAAAAAGGCAUCCUACAAAACAUUGAAACAUUUGUCAAGCGCACGCAAUUGCGUCAUAUGCCUCGCACAUUGAAUCUCACUGAGGAGGAGUUGUCCAACAUUUAUGAUAUCUUUUACCAGAGCAUAGAAAAUCACAAAAUCAGUAUGGGAACAGGUUCCUCCAAUAUGAAUUUUGAGGUCUUCAUUCAGUUCCUUAGUAAAUUCUGUGACUGGUGCAGGAGUAGUGAGAAUGACAACGACCCAGCUUUCCGCCAGCAACGCAGAAAUUUUCUCAAGAGGUUGUUCAAGAAUUGGGAUUCGGGAAAUGUUGGUGACCUGACUUUGAAUGACGUCGUUUCAGGAUUGGACAAGCUACUGUCCCGAGACUUGCUGGAAUCUGUCAACUAUUUCUUCUCGCUUUACGAUGAAGAUGGGGAUGGUGAAUUACAACGUGAAGAAGUUUUACAAAUAUCCGAAGGCUUGUUAUUCCUAACAGAACCUUGGAAGACAAGCAGGUUUGUCGAUAUUCUGACUAAGCAAUCAAUCGAAGCUGACAUUGCCGAAAAGAUUGUUAAGGAAAAGGGAACUGCAAUGACAAUGGAUGAGUUGAAACUUCCUUCUGGCGUUACUAUUGAUGAAGAGAAAUACAAGACAGAGCAGACCGAACGAUAUCUGAAAGCAGCUAGCUGUUUCCUACAACGAUCCUUUGAGUAUGCAAGACCAUUAGAAGUAGCUGAAGAGAUAAAUCUCAUCGAUCUCUCCGAUAACGAGGGCGAAACCGAAGAUGCCAAGCAGAAGAAGUUCCAAUCGAUGCGUGCAAAUGCGGCUUUAGAUCCAUCGCAUCCGACCGUCAUAGACCUAGCAACUUUCAGGAUGAUUAUUCUGGCGGAUGAAACGUACGAGCUAUUCUUCACAAUCACUUUUAGGCACUCCAUACAUGUCGAUCAACGUGUUGAUCUAUCAGAAGCUAAGGAUAAAGCAUUGAGAAGCAUGUUCGAUGGUAUAAUUGCCGAUGGCAGAAGAGUCGCCGACCAAGUGCGUCGCCGUGUAGAUUCAGUGGCCACUCGUAGUACCACAGCUUCAAUCAACAGCAUUACGGCAUCCAAUGGGCCUGCUACAAUCCCAAGAGACGAUAAAAGCGAUGACUUGGAUGAUCUGACGUCCUACCACGCGGAUGAGCACGAGGAACUUCUCAACAACUCGUGGCUUGGCGAUGUGGAAAGCUCUGACAGUUCCAAGAAGCAGAGCAGAACCCUACAGCCCAUAAAUUCUAGUUCCGGAUCUCAACAAGAAGAUCUCAUCGAGUUUGAGACAUGA
Messenger RNA from Torulaspora delbrueckii, 2844 nucleotides. RefSeq names its product GTPase-activating protein MDR1 (gene MDR1). The coding region runs from base 1 to 2844 and encodes 947 amino acids. The record is from RefSeq and is a predicted model, not a curated record. Gene Ontology annotation, molecular function: calcium ion binding. NCBI's taxonomy places the organism in Eukaryota, Fungi, Ascomycota, Saccharomycetes, Saccharomycetales, Saccharomycetaceae. The transcript has a single exon.